This is a messenger RNA of Leishmania major strain Friedlin, 3645 nucleotides long. RefSeq lists its product as hypothetical. The coding region runs from base 1 to 3645 and encodes 1214 amino acids. The transcript has a single exon. Lineage: Eukaryota; Euglenozoa; Kinetoplastea; Trypanosomatida; Trypanosomatidae. The record is from RefSeq and is a predicted model, not a curated record.
AUGGCCUCGUACUGCGAGGUGUGCCAAGGCCUGUACGACAUUCCUCACCCGCACUUGCGACUGCAGCGCUCGCCAUUGUCGCCGCCGCCGUGGAAGCGCGGUAACCGGAACCCAGUUUGUCCGUCAUCAUUGCCACCCGAGCGGAGAGGCAGCGGGGGAAUCCGCGGUAGCCGCGGCCUGUCGUGGCCUCGCGUCGCAAGCCGCCAGCGCGAAACCCCACACGCGUUGCGGUCGCCUUUCCUGGAGGCCCGGGGCAGCGGUCGCGACUGCGUUGGCCCUUACGUGUGCCCUCGCCAGCAGCGGCGAAGCGCCUCCAUGCCAGCAGUGCCUGACUCCUACACCGCCUCGGCCUCACACGCGGCUUCACAUUCCUCCCCUUCUCUCGGAAGGCGCGUGUCACCCGGCGCGGAUGGCGGCGUGGGGUGCGGCGACGAACAGGACGUCCGCCAUCGCUGCUCGACAUCCCUUCGACCUCCGAUGCCUGCCUUCGCAGCCGCCGGGCGAAGAGGCUCUCCCUUCAUAGAGCGGUACUGCGAAGACACCUACUGUAGCCAGCGCCGCGCAGACGGCAACCCGCCCCAGCUGGAUUACCUGCGCCGUGGGGCCGGGCAUGUCUGCACGUAUAUGUCUCCUUACGAUGACGGCGAAGGCGAUGGAGAACGGAUCAGUCUGACGCCCGACGGCGGCGACACGGCUUUUACGUCUUCCUCGUUCUCGCCCUGCGCGCCGGCGGAUGCGCGUCACCAUCGCUGCGCCAGCGCGGGGAGACCGCUGCACGUGUGCCGCGCGUCAUCUCUUUUCCCCUGCGACGACCUGGGGCGCGGUGGCGAGCUCGGUAGCCGCAUACCACACCACUCUUCCUCGUCGCGUAGCCUUGAGAAUGCGACUCGCUAUGCCUCUGAACGCGACGCACGGCCGCGAUCGCGUCGUGACACCAGUGCUGAUCACCCUUCCCGGCGAAUAUCCCCGGCCGUCGAUGGAGGUGAUCGUCGCGGUACGCACAUGCCGUCGGUGCACAACGACACAGGUUCUGGCGAACCGUCUUCCUCGAAGCGACUGCCGCUGCUGCCGACGGCGGCAUCGAUGACGCCGGCAUCUUCUUUUGCGGGCCUCACCCUCGACGCUGAACAACGUGCUCAGGCAUCGGCCAGUUUUGAGGCACCCCUGCACUUCAGCAGACACGGUGAUGCGGCGUGGCAGCCUGCGGCCUCGGCUGGUCCACUGCCGUCUCGCGCUCGUGACUCUCUGGCGAACCUCGUCGCCAAGAUACGAGCGGAAGUCAGCAAAGACGUGACUUCACGGGCCACAAGAGCGCCCAGCAACGAUCCACUUCUCAGCCCCGCGGAUGCGAAGCCUUGGGCAACGGCAGAGGAUAAGAGACAAAGACACCGCUGUGCAGCGAAGCCGCAGGAGCAGGGCUACGCUCCAGGUGCGACGUCGUACGCGGAGCAGACCUCCGCCGCUCAGGCUACAGCGUCGUCGCUCCUGUCUUCGUCCGCCGUGUCGACGGGAGCAGAGGGGACCGCCGCCUUUCAUGUGCUGGCCGCUCGACGGUCAUUCAGUGCUGGCGACAACCGCGGCUCGCAUGCUUACCGGCCUUCCGCUGCUCCUCCAGCGGCCAGUGGUCAGGCUCGCAGCGCACGGUCGCAUCGACGGCGCAGCAGCACUGCAGAAUACUGUCACCCGUCCCGGCCGCGGCACUCUGCGUCAUUGUCCCUGUCAGCGUGUUCGACCCGGUCAUCGUCCUCUUCGGUGCAUCUCCGCCACACUGUGAGGAGGGCCGAGGCGGUCCUAGGCCGACUGAGGGGCAGAUCACACAGCAAUGGCGGCAGUCGUGCGCCAUCGCCCGCUGCAAAGACGACGACGAGGGGAUUCGUGGGCAACUCGCUCGCUGAUGACGCCGCUGCUGCUGGUGCAACAACCGUCCAUGGUCGACGGAAUACCUCGGCGCACUCUUCUGCACACGGAAAGGACUGCGCAAGGUUGCAGAGUGGCAGGGGACGUCGCCGCCACUCUGCCCCUCCUCUGCCCUCUCGACCUCAUACGACACGUGUGCCAUCCCGCCGAUCUUCUCUUUCAGCUCCCACCGAUGCGUUCUCGACGGAGAGUCCAGGCGCGCCCCAGCGAGUGCAUCCACCUGAUCGGGCUGCAAGGAAGGCGACAAGGGACGUGGGGCAGGCGAGAGAUGAUGCGUCGGCGGCUAUGGAAACGGUGGCUGAGUCACGCCGGGAGCAGGAGAUGUGGCGCGCCACGCAGGAGCACCGGAUCGAGCGGCUACGCGAAGGUCUGUCGGCGCUAUGCACGGCCGUCCGCAAAGACCUUCAGAAGGUGCGUGACGAGGUGGGCCGGGUGCGUGACGAGGUGGGCCGGGUGCGUGCCGCGGGCAAUGGUACGGCGGACGACACUCAAAAACGAAUGCGUGGGGCAUUGGCGACCGCAUUGCGGUCCAACUCGCCCGAUGAGCGUGCGACGCACGCAAGAAGACGGGAGGUGGACUUUCAUCCGAGCUCCGUCGUGGCAGCCGUGACACAGUGCACGCCGGCGGAGCAGCGCCGUCUUGCCAUGCUGCUUUUGCCUCACUUUCGACCGCUGCUGGCGGACCUGGUCCAGAGUGAGGUGCAGUGCCAGCUCCGCCAGCACCGCGACGAGCAGCAAGAGGCGCAGCACGAACUUGAGCAGCGCUUGCACACAUACGUUGGGGAAGCGGUGGUGUCUCAUCAGGGCCGUACACGCGCCAACGAGACCUUAGGCAGUGAAGGCAUCGCCACCGCCCCCUUCUGGGCAACCUUCUCUUCGGCGGACGCCUUCGACGCACACCUCCGCUCUGCCACUCGCGCGGUGCUGCUCGAAGAGGACGACCGAAGGUAUAGUCUGGCGAACGAGAACGAGCGCCGGCAUGAGCGGCGCGUUCAGAAGCUGAAGCAGGGCUGGCAAGAGACGCUGAAAACCGCACAAGCGGAGUGGAAGGCUGAGUGGAAGGCCAUUUUGGAGAAGGAGGCGAAUGCGUGGACAUGCCGUGCCCAGGCAUCGCUGCAGCAGCAGGCCGACAUGCUUCAGGACAUUGUAAAGGCCCUCACACGCGACGUGACACACCUGCAGGAGCAGCAGGAGGCGCUCUCCGCGCGCCUCUCGACCAGUUUGCGACAUGAGCGGGAAGUGCGAGUGCAGGAGCAGACGCAGCUCACCGAGCGUGUUGAGCAGCGUGUGCGGCAACUGCUACCGCGUGAGGCCGAGUCGGCCUGCGUGCGAUUCCAUGCGUUGCGAGAGCAACGGCUCGCAGCUGCAGCUUCACGAGGUACUUUAACCGAACUGACCACUCCCGGGGCAUCGCGCCGGAGUGCGACACCCACGACCAGCGCUGCUGCUGCGGCCGCUGCGCCAUCAUCUGCAGAGGAGCUUCGCUUGUCCAUCGUGCAACCGGCCAUGGAGCACAUGCGGCGUCUGCUCGUGUUGCACCAAGAGAUGAUCGACGCGACGGUUGAGGCUCGUUGCCGUCGCGCUGAGCACACGGUGGAGGGGAAUCGGCACGUGUGGUCGCAGAACGUGGCGGAGCUGCGGUCUAAGCUCUCGGCGCUGCGCGCCGACGUGCGUGGUGCCUUGGGCGAGUUGUGCGAGAACCUCAACGUAGCCUCGCCAGCCCUUUGA